This is a messenger RNA of Drosophila willistoni, 1266 nucleotides long. RefSeq lists its product as uncharacterized. Bases 98 to 1189 code for a protein of 363 amino acids. NCBI's taxonomy places the organism in Eukaryota, Metazoa, Arthropoda, Insecta, Diptera, Drosophilidae. The transcript has 2 exons. The record is from RefSeq and is a predicted model, not a curated record.
UAAAUAUAUACUUGCCGCAUCUGUGAUCUUUCAUUCAACACUUUUCUAUUGCUGCUCAUCAGGGGACGUCAAGCAAAUUUGGGAUCGAGUAAACACAAUGAAAUUGGCUUGGACAACAAUAAUUAUCUGCAUUUGGCUGGCUCAGUGCCUGAAGGGAAAUGUGAAUGCGAUCCGAUAUAUGCCACGAUUGGAAGGUGCUACCUAUGCCAUUAGGGGAGAUUAUGUUCCGAUGAAAUUCUACGAUAGUCUGCGUACCUCGGACAGGAGCAAGCAAGAGUUGCAAAAUAAAUUGCGCAAUUUUUUGGAAAAUCUACAAAAAAAUCUAACCACCUCAACGCUUCUUAGUGGUUUGGAUACCAGCAUUUCGAGCACACAAAAUCAUUUCCUUAAAUUGCAAGAAUUAUCAACAUUUUUCCAUGAUGCAUCCGAGACAGCGGGUUUAUUUGCCCGAGACAGUGAAAUAUUCUAUGAGGUGACAAAAAACUCAAGCUAUGCCCUCUUGCUUAAACUGCGACAAGUUCCGAUGGCCCAACCGACUGAGAUUAAGAUAUUACUUACUAAUUACUUUGCUGAAAUGGAAUUUUUUCACAUAAUGUUCUCUGAAAUAAUGGACGAGGCUUUGGAGUACACACAAAACGUGUUACGUGCCAUACAAAAGGUAUUCAUAUAUUAUGCCGAUGCUCAGCGUUAUAUACUGCAGGAUUGGAAUCUAAAACCAAAUAUGGUAUGCUGCAAAAUGUAUAUGGAUUUUUUGCAACUCUAUUCGGCUCAAAUAUUCAAGUGUGCAGCCGAUCACGAACUGAAUAUUGCCUACGAUGUGUAUGCCAUGGCGGAAACAAAUGCCAAAUAUAUCAUGAGGCAACUGGAGUUUCGUAUUCAACGUUUAUUCAAUUGUUUUCUCUUCAAAAGCUAUCAAAUACGCUGCCAGUUUCUACUAAAUGCUGAGCAUGACUUUGAGAAACUAUUCAGUAAGCUGGAAGAACUGGAAACAUAUUUUGACAUCAAGACCAAAAGAGGACGUGUAUCGGCUUUAAGAUUUCGACGGAACUUCCAGAACGAGAAUGACAUAAUAGAGUCACGUGUGGAGAUUGCAGAUUGUCUGCCAAAAGACUUUCCCCAUGGACAAAUGCAAAAAGAUUUAAAAUCCUGUUUCUAUUUUGUAGAUAAAAAACAACCGAUUUCAGUGUAAGACAAACGAUUAAAAACUAAAAACAACUUUUCAUAUUAAUUAGCCAAAAUUACAUGGAAUUGUUUUGUUUACUUUUA